UGGAGUGGAACAAAGACUUCAAAGCACUGGACUGGUGGAGAGAAGAAGGUCACAAGUAUCCAGUCCUCUCUCGAGUAGCUCGUGACAUUCUCUCAAUCCCAAUCUCACGAGCCACGUCGUACCAUGCUUAUGGAAUGGACAGAAGAGAGCCUCCUGCGUUCGUCGUCUCCUUGGAAGCCGAAGUUGCCAACGCCAUGAUGUGCAGCAAAAAAUGGUUACGACUUUGACAGUCUGUCAAAAUUGGUAACAACAUUUCCCUUUUCUAGUUUGAACUUUUACCCUUUUGUGGUCUUCAUGAAACUCAAUAUCUAUGUUUUUCGUUUUAGUACUAUUCUAUCUACGCUUUCUACAGCUGUGCAAUCAGAGCCGGUCCUAGGUCUGUUAAGGCCAGAAGCCCAAAUAAAAGAAAUGGCUGAAAAAAAAACAUUGCUCCUGGAGGGACAUUGAACCCAUGAGCUAACGUAUUGAUCAAGUGUAACUAAACCACUACACUACGGACAUUUUUUUAAAAUAUUGUGGCCGGUUAAAUACUUAAUACAAUGGCGGCCGCAAGCAUGUGCUUCUUUCGCUUGUUUCCAAGGCCGGCUCUGUGUGCAAUGUUCUUUUCUGAAGGUUAUCUUUGUUAGAUUAAAUGAAAUUUUAAAAUAGAAAACAAAGAGUUCCAUUCAAGAUAUUUCAUUGGCGUUUUUAUAGUAAAAAUUUACUGAAAAAUGGAGAAAAAAGUGACAAGAGUAUGUUGACAAAAAAUGACGAGUAUUUUACUUGGAAAAUGUUGAGUUACUUUUUCUUUUAAACAAAAAAAUAUUGAGAUACUUUUUAAUAUCCAUUUACAUUCAUUUUAUAAUAAAUUAAAAAUCACUUUACAAAUACAAAAUAAUUCAGUUAUGUAAUUUUUUUUUAUUAAUUAUUUUGUUUGAUGGAUGGAAAGGCUUUAAUGCUGUAGAAACUUUAAAAGAAAAAUCAUAGUUAAAAAGUUAAAACAUGAAUAUUUUCAUACUACAGUAUAGUUGUAUCUUGCAGUUAAUGUUUUGAAUGAAACGACAAAACUGAUUUCAAAAUGGGCCGAAUAUAUAUUCUGCAUAUAUUCGUAAUUACCAUUAACGAAAUCACAAAAUCUAAACACAAUAUUUGAAAUAAUCUCAUCCGUCCAAUACUUUCAUUAUAAACCGUCCGAUCCACCGCCUCGAUAAUCAAACCUCGAAAAAGCAAAAAACAUCCAAUAACUGAAAGCCACGUAGUAGCUAUAACCUUCCCGCCUAAAUCACAAAUAAAGAUCUUACAACAGUAUAGAGAAAAUCGGAACCGUCUCUGUAUUUAACCUAAACCCCUCUCUCUCCCCUUCCUCUCCAGUCUCCACACAGAAGAGCAACCUUUGCUAUGGACAACAACAGUGAUCUCGAUUCCAAUUCCGGCUCUGAUUCAGAAACGAGGAAGGAACCAAACAUAGACGUUCAUGUGGAAGAUACUGUAGACGACACUGUUGACGAUCUCAUGGACGACUUUGAAGAUGAUGAUGAUUUUGAGGAGGAGGAGGAGGAAGACAAUGAUGAUGAUGACAUGGUUGAGGAUGAGGCAGAUGGUGGUCACAACCCAAUGUCGAACUGGUUAGGAAUCACUCCAGCUUCCAUCAGGAAAGAGGUCCUCAAGAUACACGAAGAACGCAAACUCAAAGCCAAGAGAUUCCUCAACGACUUUCAAGGGAAGCUAACCCUCUCUUACGAGUGGCUGCUUCUCAACAACCAAGGCUACUAUAGAGGCCCCAUCAAACACGAGGACUUCACCUGUCUGGCUGCUCAUUUCAUCGAUGAUAACUGGAAGGUCAGGAAAUGGAUCCUCGGCUACACCACCGACGCGUCCGUACCUUUAAAUGAUGUCUACAUUCACCAUUUUCGAACAGCUGUUCAGAGCUUCGACAUUCAAAACAAAGUCUCUACUAUACUGCUCCCUAACGAUGAGGAUUUCGAUGAGAAGACGGUUGACGCUAUCAAGAAAUGUGUGGGAGAGGGAGGGGUUAACCCGCCGGUUUUCGUGGUGUACUGCUGUGCUGAUCUGUUCCGGUUGAUGGUUGAUGGUUUGUGCAGCGGGUUUAGGUGGACUUUGUACGAGGAGCUUCGUAUGUUGGUUGGGUGGGGGAGGUGUUCGUCGCCUAACUGGGAUUUGAAGCUGUAUCAUUACCAGCGAGCUGUUGAUAUGCAUAAGGAGGAUGCGUUCUCCAAGGAUGAGAUUUAUGAUGAUUAUGAUAAGCCGUCUGAUGAGGAGUGGGUGAAGAUUGAGACGUUUUGUAAGCUCGGUGGGUGUGUUUAUAAAGUGGCUAAGGAGCUUUUUGAGGAAGGGUGGGCGACUUCUAAUGUGUAUUUUCAUCUUCUUGCUGAGCUUAAGGUGAUGUUGAAGAUGGAGGUUGAUGGUGGUGGUGGUGGUGGUGGUGGGAGUGAGUAUUUUCUCCGGAAAGCUAAGAAGGUGUUGAAGAUGUUUGAUAAGUAUUGGAGUGGUAUGUUUUUGGUUUUGGCUGCUGCUUGUGUGUUGGACCCGAGGUUCAAGAUGAAGUACGUUGAGUUUUACUGCUCGAAGAAGAUUGAGGAUGAUGAGGGAUCAAAUGCUGAAGCUGUUUUGGAAUAUUUGCGCAGUCUGUUUGCUCGCUAUGCAGCUAGUGAUAUCUUUAAGAAACCAAUAUGUUCUGUUGAUACAGUUGACCAUGAAGUGGAUGAAGAAGAUGAGGAUGAAGAUUGUGUUGAUGAUGAAGAGGAAGCAGAUAAGGAAGAGAAGGAGAAGCCUGAUGCGUACAAGGACUUUGUUUUGUUUCAAGAGUUUCUCAAGUUUGAAGGAUCAUCUUCAAGAGAGCUUGGUGAAUCAGAGCUUGAUGCCUACCUCAAGGAACCGAUCAUGGAGUGGAACAAAGACUUCAAAGCGUUGGAGUGGUGGAAAGAGAAGAGCCAAACUUAUCCAGUACUCUCCCGUGUAGCUCGUGACAUUCUCUCUAUACCGAUCUCACGUGCCACGUCUUACGAUGCUUAUGUUUCGGACAAAAGAGAGCCUCCUGAGAAUGUUCUGUCCAUGGAUGCCAAAGCUGCUAACGCAGUGAUGUGCGGCAGAAGCUGGUUACCACUUAUAAGAUAGUGUGACCAAAAUGGUAAGACCUUUUUUCUUUAUCUCUAUUAAGAACUUAAAAUGCUUUUGUAUCCUUCGUGAAACUUAACAACUCUGCUUAUUAUUUUGGUUUUGGUACUUUGGUUUCCUAUUUCUAUAUCAGUAGCAUGUUCUUUUUGAA
This is a messenger RNA of Brassica rapa (field mustard), 3265 nucleotides long. RefSeq names its product zinc finger BED domain-containing protein RICESLEEPER 1. Gene Ontology annotation, molecular function: protein dimerization activity; DNA binding. The record is from RefSeq and is a predicted model, not a curated record. NCBI's taxonomy places the organism in Eukaryota, Viridiplantae, Streptophyta, Magnoliopsida, Brassicales, Brassicaceae.